Cordyceps militaris CM01 is the source of this 2748-nucleotide messenger RNA. Its product is annotated as conserved serine proline-rich protein. The coding region runs from base 1 to 2748 and encodes 915 amino acids. The transcript has 2 exons. Lineage: Eukaryota; Fungi; Ascomycota; Sordariomycetes; Hypocreales; Cordycipitaceae. The record is from RefSeq and is a predicted model, not a curated record.
AUGGCAUCGGCCAGCCGCCCGCACUACACGGGUGUAGCCCAUACUGCUGGCAUCUACGCGGACCUCUCCGUCGACGGCCCCGUCAUUGGCACUCUCGUUGCCGUCGUCGACCGCGCGAAGAACCUGCCUAAUCGCAAAACGAUUGGCAAGCAGGAUCCCUACUGUGCUGCUCGACUUGGCAAGGAGGCCAAGAAGACGACGACUGACAUUCGCGGCGGUCAGACUCCCAAGUGGGACCAAGAACUUCGAUUUGCCGUCCACGACUCUCCCGACUACUACCAGCUUAAAAUCUCCAUCUUCACCGACGAUAAGAGGACCGACCUUGUCGGCGAGGCCUGGAUCGACCUCAAGACUAUCAUUAUCCCCGGCGGUGGCCAAGCAGACGUAUGGCAGAGCCUGUCCUGCAAGGGCAAAUAUGCUGGCGAGAUUCGUCUAGAAAUCACCUUCUACGACUCACGACCCAAGCCUGACAAGCCCGUCAAGGCCAUGCAGCCGUCAGUCGCGGACCUCGACUCGGUCCGCCAGCGGUCCUCCCCUGUCAAGAGACGCCCUCUGCCCUCCGAUCCCGUCACCGGCGAAGCUGCGCCUGCACCUGUACCCGUUUCUGUCGCCACAAGCAUACCCUCGAACCCGGAGUACUAUGGCCACCAGCAAACGCCCCCGAGACAUGCCAAGCAGCCCUCCCACUCUGGCAUAAUUCCCAACCAGUCCCCCCUCCAGGCCAUGGAGUACAACAACACGCCUCAGGGUGCACGACACCUAUCGGGGGAUGGAUACGGCACGUCGCCUGGUGCCACUGCCGCUCUCGGCUACUCGACCACUCCCAGUCGUCAACCGCACCGCUCUAGAGACCAUUACGACACUCCUCCGCGACAAGUCGAUGGCACUGCCUACGAUUUCCAGGAUGCUCCAGCUCACUACAGUCAAUCUGACCGCCAUGAGCUGCACAUGGGAGACAGACACCUGCCUUCUCUCGAUGUGGCUCAACCCCCGCCGCCACCGCCAGCUCAUCGUUCGCGCCACAGCAGCAUAGGCCAAGAGUCGCCACAGGUAUCACCCACAAAGGCUGGUCCUUCAACACCCAUGAGGCGCGACGUCUUGAGGAGCGAGGCUCAACGCUACACAACCUCGACCUCGUCUGCUCGUCAGUCCUACUCGCAUCAUGACCUACCCCCAUCACCUCACAGCCCAGCAAGCCAUGGUUCCCCUCAUACUACCCGCUCAUUACAUGCCACGGUCGAGGAUGCGCCGGACUCCCCCACAGGACCGGGUACCUCCUCCUAUAGAAGCAGGCAUGAUAGCGAGCCCCUGACAGCACCAAUGGGCAGAAGCAGGCAUGACAGUGAGCCCCCAACAUCAUCCAUGACCUCCUCGUACCGAAGUAGGCAUGACAGUGAGCCUCCCGUACCCUUGAAUCCCUCUCACAGAGGCAUGCACGACGGCGAACCUUCGUUUGAGCGGGACCCUAGCCCGAACCCCUACCAGAGGCACUCGACCCAGCCGUCACCAGGCUAUCCCAACCAAGCUCCGCGCUACGUUUCUAGCCACGAGGACUAUGAUGAUCAAGACUACGAUCGUGGCUACCAGGGCUCACCAAUCGCCAUGCCAGGUCAUGGCUACGGUGGAAGCCCACACAGUACACCGCAGCACCACCACGUCAGGCAAAGCAGUGGACAACCCCUCCGUGCCCCUACGUAUGCUUUGCCCGCUCCUCCUGCGUCGCUUCAACACACCGUGGACCCUAGACUGGCUCGCGAGGUUUCAGAACGCAUUAAUGAGGAGAGGCAGUACGACAGCCGCCUCGCCAGUCAACACGGUUCGGCAGCUCGCGGUCGCCAGAGAAGCGAACCGCCUCCUAGUUAUGGGAUGCCAUCUCAAACCUACGUGCCGCCGACUCAUCAUGAUAGGCACCCAAGUUCUGUCACAUACUCAGGAGGCCCCCAAGACGUCCAGUCUGUCCAACUUCGAGGCCACCGCGGUAACAUGUCUGCGAGCCCUGCACACAGUAUUCCUAGAAAGUCUGUGAGCCCCGCGCCGCAGGCCCAUGAAGGAAAGCAUGCUUCAGAUGUUCCAUUUGGCCCCGAUUCUUAUGAUGCGCUCAACCCGAGCAUGGUAUCGUCUCGCUCUUCCAACUCUGCGCUCUCUGGGCAGGAUCACAAAGACCAUAAUGGAAAAAUCGUUAUGCAUGAUGGGCGCGAAGUUGACCCCUCUGAUCAUCUGCCUAUGGAAUCGUGGGCUCCCGAGCCCGAGCCUAAACUUGGGCGAAAUUCGGCUUCAGCUGACAACCUGCGUCGCUCGCCAGUCGGAGCCCAGCCCAUGCCGCCGACUGGACGCAGACAGAUGCGACUUUCGCGAGCCGAAACGGCGCCGAUAACAUCAUAUGGCCACGACGAGCCUCACACGCCGCCAGCACCUACCGGGGGCCGCACUCGCUUGCAGAAGAAGCCCCCACGCGGCGCAUCCGUGUCUCCGGGUGCGCCAAGUCCACUUGCUCCCAGCCACACGGAAAACCACCAGGAAAGGCAGAGCCCAUACGGCUCAUACGGCCGCCAGGGCCUUGCACACCGUGGCUCGUACGACUACCCGAGUGAGAACUAUUCACCACUGCAGUAUGGCAGUGGACCGCCAAUCCCGGCUAAGAUUCCGCUGAUGAGCGGUGCCAAUAACGGAUCAGAGCUGUCUCUGGCGGAAGAGAUGCAACGUAUCGAUAUUGGCAACGGCAGGUCGCGCCGCCGGGGUGGCUACUAA